Molecule: messenger RNA, 1385 nt
Organism: Plutella xylostella (diamondback moth)
Lineage: Eukaryota; Metazoa; Arthropoda; Insecta; Lepidoptera; Plutellidae
Source: RefSeq, a predicted model, not a curated record
AGUAAAUAAUAGUUUUUUUUUUUAGUUUAAUAAUAAAUUUAGCUUCCAUGUGAAAAUCAGGAAAGUUGUGAUAUCGCUUUGUUUACUUCAUUAAGGAAAAUAAAAUGUUUAAGGCCGUAACUUUGUUUUUUAUAGUCUGCGGAGUUGUUAAUACUUUUGAGCUAAACUUCAGCACGCUAUCCUCUUCGUUCAGCAACGCGUUGAACUGGGUGGUGCGCCCGGACUAUACGUACGACGGGCGCAUAGUCGGCGGGCAGGAGGCCAACAUCGAGGACCACCCGUACCAGGUAUCAUUCGUCGUCAACAACUCGUACUUCUGCGGCGGCUUCAUCGUCAGCGAGCGGUACAUCGUCACCGCCGCGCACUGCGCUCAGAAAGUGGACCCAGCGACCGUGGUCCUCCGCGCCGGCAGUUCCUUCAGGAAGAAUGGCACCGUGAUCCCCAUCGCCACCGUCACCCCGCACCCGCAGUACGACAGUCCCGCCUUCGACAAAGACGUGGCCGUGAUGAAGACAGUCGACCCCAUCGAGUUCUCCGAGGCGGUCCAGCCGAUAUCCCUGCCGUGGAAGAAUCGGAGGAUGGUCGGCGGGACGGAGAUUGUUGUCAGUGGCUGGGGGAGGUUGAAGCAAGACGCGAAGGGCAUCCCGGAGCGGCUGUACGACGUGCAGAUCCCGGUGGUGUACCGCGCCGAGUGCCAGGCCGCCUACAUCACCGUGCUGACAGAGAACGAGUUCUGCGGCGGGAACUUCUUCCUGGGGGGGCAGGGGACUUGCCAGGGUGACUCCGGCGGCGCGGCCAUCCAGGACGGCAUGGCGGUGGGCAUCGUGUCGUUCGGGCGCGGCUGCGGGCAGCGCCUGUCACCCAGCGUGUUCGCCGACGUCGCCGCGCCCACCAUACGCAACUUCAUCAGGGAACACACCGGACUUUAGGUGUAGCUAUAGACUAUUCAUUACUGUACCAUCCAUCCAUGUACUAGAGCAUAGCCCAUCUGGAACUUCAUCACGGAACACACUGGACUUUAAGUCCUUAUUGUAUAGCCCGUCGGGAGCUUCAUCAAGAAAGACUGUGGACUUUAGGUCUAUAGCUAUUGUAGAGUCUUUAAUAUAGUCUUCAUCAAAGAACAUACAAGUCUUUAAUUGUAUAAUUGUGGAAUCCUUAUUGCAUCACCCAUCGGGAGAUUUUUCAAGAAACACACUGGCCUAUAGAAUAUUUAUUACUGAACCGUCCAGGGCUUCAACAAAUAGUAUAUCAGUCUUUAAUUGAAUAGCUGUAGAAGAGUCUUUAUUUGUAUUUUUGUCAGUCUAAAUGUAGUUGCAUACAGUUUUUCAACUGUAUACUCGCACGUGUACAGUCUUUAUUUCAAUAAAAAAAUCACAAGUUUUCGU